AAAACCAGGAACCAAAAGGAACAUAAGAAUUGUUAUGGGAUCUCUAGCAGUUACUUCAAAAUUAGCACAUCGAGGGAUCCAAUGUGACUUUCUCUGUAAAAGAUGUGAGAUGGCAGAGGAAACAAUAAAUCAUGCUUUAUUUGAGUGCACUCAUUCUCAGAAAAUAUGGGAAUUAUCAGAUAUACCUACGGCAAUAGGUAGUUUUCCUCUAACCUCGGAAUUCUCAAAUCUAGAUUAUCUUUAUUGGAGGUUACCAUCUAAUCUAGAUGGGGGAGAGAAAACUUUCAGUUAUGCUUGGAUUUUGUGGUUCAUCUGGAAAGAUAGGAAUAAAAAGGUUUUCAAGGGAUUACAAUCUGAACCCAGAGAUAUUUUAAAUCAUGCUUUGAGUGAAAAAUUAAUGUGGGAAGAAGCUCAGUUGGAUCCGAUCGAAACUAGUUCUACUACGGAAACUUUGGAACGACCGGUUCAAUCUAUAAGAUGUCGGAUUGAUGGUUCUUGGAAAAAUUCAGAUCCAACAAUGGGUAUAGGAUGGUGGUGUUUUCAAGGAAAUGAUCAAACGAUACUGCUCGGUGCAAAGUGCCUUCGGAGGUAUCCCUCCCCUCUUCACUCGGAGAUGGAAGCUUUAAUUUGGGCUAUGAAGAAUAUCCUUUCAAGAGGGAUCGAUUGUCAGGUGUUUGAAUCAGACUGCUCGGAGUUAGUCUCGAUGAUACACUCACCGGAUGAAUGGCCUGCUUUCUCCAAUCUUCUAGACGAGUUUGGUUUUCUCCGUCUCUCUUUCCCUUUCUUCUCGCUUUCUCUUAUUUCUCAUUUAUGUAAUGUUCAAGCGGACUGCUUAGCUCGUUCUUCUAGACUUUUAUUUUCUGAAGUUACUUUUGUAAACUCUACUCCUCCUAAUUGGGCAACCAAUCAAGGAAUUACUUUCGAUAAUAGCAACUUGCAAACAAUGUUGAGUUCGAACUAA
Molecule: messenger RNA, 961 nt
Organism: Arabidopsis lyrata subsp. lyrata
Lineage: Eukaryota; Viridiplantae; Streptophyta; Magnoliopsida; Brassicales; Brassicaceae
Exons: 2
Coding region: 35-961 (308 amino acids)
Molecular function (GO): RNA-DNA hybrid ribonuclease activity; nucleic acid binding
Source: RefSeq, a predicted model, not a curated record